Lates calcarifer (barramundi perch) is the source of this 2294-nucleotide messenger RNA. RefSeq names its product FYN-binding protein 1. Gene Ontology annotation, molecular function: protein binding. The record is from RefSeq and is a predicted model, not a curated record. Gene Ontology annotation, cellular component: plasma membrane. Bases 162 to 1859 code for a protein of 565 amino acids. The transcript has 16 exons. Lineage: Eukaryota; Metazoa; Chordata; Actinopteri; Centropomidae. Gene Ontology annotation, biological process: protein localization to plasma membrane; T cell receptor signaling pathway; integrin-mediated signaling pathway.
CCCCCUGUUGCCCACACUGAAUUACUGAGCAUUUCCUCAUUUGCUGCAAGUUCACUCACACAGGUCAUGUAGCUGUCUGUACAGCAGCAUCUGUCUGGAUACUGAAUCACUGCUGGACAUGGAGCACUUUAUCCAAUACUGAAUCAUCACUAAAGGCAAAUAUGGAGGAGAGCGUUGAUGUCAAGGCUCUCAGGGCCCGGUUCAACAGCAAGGCCAGCACCUCAGACAACAGCAGCCGAGACAGCAGCUCCCCGAAAUCUCCACGACCCGGGUUUGGGAGAGUGAUCCCGCCGGUGACAGAGAACGAUCUGGUCCAUCAUAGACUGUCUCCUGUUGCUCUUCCUCCUUUGACGGGACCGGGCCUGGUGAGGUUCCCAAGGACAGAGCCAAUGGCCACUUCCAUCCCUCCCAGACCUCCUUUCCCUCGACCGCCUCCCAGUUCUGGAGUCAGAGCACCCUUCCAGCCGGCAGACACCACCAAGGUCAAGCAGACGGGGCAGUUGCUACAGAACAUGAUGCUGGGGCACCAGAGGCCUCCGGGUGUGAAACCACUCCUGAGUCCAGCUCCAGCUCCAGCUCCAGCUUCAGCCCCUGCACCACCUCCCACCUCCACCCCUCUACCGCUCCGACAGCAGCCCAGACAGAGGAGUGCAGGGGAAGUGACCCCGCUGAGGAGGCCACUGCCCCCUGCAGGACCUUUGCCCUUGAAGCCAAAACGGCCUCCAAACGUCAACCUGGAGCCCUUUAAGAGGUUCAACAGGGGACCUGCCCUUCCUGCCCCAAGGAAAAGUGAUACAGGUUCCCCAGUUUCAACAGGUAGAAAAAUGUCUACACCAGGAGGCAUCAGUCCUCCAAAACCGCCACAACGAUCCAACAAACCAAGCAGGCUGCCGCGCCAGAUCGCCUCUGUGGACCUUGACGAUAGCCAGGACACCUAUGAUGACAUUGCAAGUUUUGAGAAAAAUGAGUCCUGGAGUGACAACAGUUCACAGUGUAUAGAAGAGGACGAUGAUGAAAUAUACGAGUUAGUAGAUGAAGAGCAGUUAGAGGUGAACCAUGUGAAUGCUGAGAAGUUAAACAAGAAAGAUGCGAAGAAGCAACGGGAACAAGAGAAGAAAGAGCAGAUGGAGCGUCAGAAAAAACAGAAUGAGUUGAAGAAAAAUUUUCAAUUGCAAGGAGAGGUGGAGGUUCUUCAUACAGCCAAAGUGCGACACGAUUGGUACGGAGGAGGAAAAUUGGACCUCAGUGUACGACAAGGCGAAAGUGUGGAGAUCCUUCGAGUGAAGAAUAACCCAGGAGGCAAAUGGCUGGCUCGUUCUCUGAAUGGAAACUACGGAUACAUCAGCAACACAUGUGUGGACAUUGACUAUGAAGCAGUGAAGCGCAAAGUGCUCCAGUCCAGAAAAAUAGACACAUCACCGUUACCUCCACCACCUCCAGACCCACCAAUGAUGGAGUCCAAUAACAGAGACAGCAUGCUUCAAGAUGAUGAUGAUGACUAUGAUGACGUUCAACCAAUGACUGAGGACUUUCCCCCACCACCACCUGAAGUCAGCAUAGAUCCCAGAGUGGAGAAGGAUCUAAAAAAAAAAUUUAAGUAUGAAGGGCCGCUUCGGGUGCUGCACACCAUGAUGGUGGACCCUAAUGGUGUCAUAAAGAAGCCAGGAGGGAAGGACCUGCAAGUGUCUCAGGGAGAGGUCCUGGACGUCAUCCAGCUCACCAGCAGCAAAAAAGCUCUGUGUCGAAACAGAUUUGGAAAAUAUGGUUAUGUGUCCAGGUCUCUUCUUCUUCCAAUGGAAGGAGACAUUUACGACGAUGUUGACUAUCCAAGUGACAUCUAUGACAACGACUCACAUUGAUUAUUAAAAAAUGCCAAACUCCACAUACACACAGUAAGAGAAGGAGACACAGAAAAAGAAACAAACUAUAUGAAAACCAAAAACUUAAGCUAUAUAAAACUAUAACUUUAAAAAACUAGAUGUCAAAAACUGAAAAUAAGAUGGAGACAAAUACUUUCUUGGAAUCUACAACAAAUAAACAAACAAUCUAGGCUGUAACUCAAACUAAAUAAAACUAUUAAAUAUUUAACUAUAUAAAGACAUAUGAAACUGAUCCAUACAUGGAUACACACACACACACACACACACACACACACACACGUCCUGUGCUGAGACUCAACAUUGCAUUGUUUGUCAAACUGCUUGUAUAGAAGAUGAAUACACUAUUACUGUAGCUUUGUGUACUGCUUGACGUCUGAGAUAACUUAAAAUAAAUAAAGUACUUUUUUCUGGUAA